AUGACCGAUACCCCCGUACUUCAACGGUCGGCGAUGGCCUCGUUGCAAUCUGAUAUUCAUUCGAUGCAAAAUAAUAUGAAGACUGACGAUUUUCACGCACUCGCCAACUCCUACAACGCCACCCUGAGGAGCUGGGAAAAGGCCGCUGCGAUGAGCUCAGCGAUGAGUGGUGAAGAAGUUGUUGAUGUUCAAAAGAUG
Messenger RNA from Perkinsus marinus ATCC 50983, 198 nucleotides. RefSeq lists its product as hypothetical. The transcript has a single exon. The record is from RefSeq and is a predicted model, not a curated record. NCBI's taxonomy places the organism in Eukaryota, Perkinsozoa, Perkinsida, Perkinsidae. The annotation marks the transcript as partial.